Molecule: messenger RNA, 1548 nt
Organism: Linnemannia hyalina
Lineage: Eukaryota; Fungi; Mortierellomycota; Mortierellomycetes; Mortierellales; Mortierellaceae
Source: the annotation of a GenBank genome assembly
AUGGUCCUGUCCCCUAAUUCAGGAGUCGACGUUCUCUUUGAGAGCAACAUCGACGAUGAUGGAGGAGAGAGCUGGAUCAAUGCAGAUCUCGUUGCAGUUGUUGAAGCUGAAGGAAUGCUGUCGUCGAUCCGACGAUUGACUGGACAUGACUCGUCAAUGUGGGUGUUUGGCUGGGGCACCAACAAGGGUCAACUCGGAACGGAUCUGAGCUCUAUCCAUCGAUUCUCCCUUCGCAAUGUUGGCAUCGCAGGACUGGCGAUCCUUCGACUCAAGCCUAACGCUUCUCAAUCUGGGUUUCUCGACAUCAAAUCCAACGGCAGCACCGACGAAGAUGAAACAGAGGCCGUGCUAGGAAAUGAACGGUACCCUUACCAACUAUCGGUCCCAACGAUUGGAAAACGGUUGACGCUUCAUGGAUCAGGAUUUGGGUUAAUUGCUCCCUCGGUCCUGAUCAACAACAUCAGUCAGGGGAUUGUCGCCAACAUCAUUCACCCGUACCGCGCUGCUCGACGAGCCGAUGAGCAGGCCAACUCGCUAGUGCUGACGGAUGCAAAAUUCUUACCUGGCAUGGAGGGCGGAGCUGUCAGCUGGGACGAGACUGGAGAGCUGGCCGGCCUCAGCAUGCUUCCCAUCCGGAGGACGGAUGGAGAGCCAGUUGACAUUAGCCUUGUUAUUCCAGUCGCAUGUAUUGUUGCUGCGAUCUCACCUUACAUUACGAUACCACGCCAGCCACUGCAGCCCGACCAUGUUGCCGCCUUGAACUCAAGUUCCUUCAUAAAUGCGCGCCAGGCUGUCGUGAUGGUUCAAGUGGGCCAGACCUGGGCUUCAGGCGUUGUCAUCUCCAAGAGCGGCCACAUCUUGACUAACGCGCACGUAUUCACGUCGUUCCUGGACAACAUCAGUAACCGCACAUGGCCAAAUCUCAGGAGUGGGAUCUCAUUGCGCGUCAGGAUUGAUUCGCCUCAGCAGCAGCUCUGGGUGGAUGACUGCGAGCUGGUAUUUGUGUCAGAGUCAUGUUGGGACGUUGCCCUGAUCAAGAUCCCAGAAACAUGUGUCCUCAACGGCUUCUUGCCCUACCUCCCACUCAGGACUCCUGAAGAAAUAUCGAGGAUGAAGCCAAUUGUGAAAGGAACACCCUUAUUCGCAAUCGGACACGGGAUCUUUGGCCCUUCCUCAGGAAUCCUCCCCCUGAUUACCUCAGGGAUUUGCAGCAAAGUAGUUACUCACGUCGACAAACCCGUGAUGCUCCUCAGCAGCGCCCCCGUCCACCGUGGCAACAGCGGUGGCGUCCUUGUCAACACCGACGGUCAAUUCGUUGGGCUCGUUACGGGAAAUGGAAAGACAUCGACUGGGCGGACGAUCACACAUCUCAACUUUGCGAUUCCAUUGGAUGCGAUCACGGUUGCAGUGAACGCGUAUUUGUUGGAUGAGGAUCGCAAGUGGUUGGAUCGGUUGAAUACCCCACCUAUUAGGGUUGAUGAUAUUUGGUCACUUCGCGGGAACGCACCUGUCUGGGAUCCCAUUGAGAAAGUCCCGAGCAAGUUGUAG